AUGAGACUAAGCAAAGUGACAUCACUCGUUUCUCUUGCUUUUGUUGGAGCAGCUCCUCUUCAAGACUUAUCCACCACAUCCAUCGACGUUACUGGUGUUCCAGCAAACGUUAAAGGCGAUGAGCAUUUGUAUGUUACAGUGACACGCACUGACGACCUUGUUGACGACGAUGGAUCAUUGCUCGCCGAGCGUGUGAUGGCUGUUCAAGUAUCCUUUGAUGUGAUUGAGAACCAGCUGCAUUGUAACGGUGUACCCGUUGACGUCGGGGUGUCGAAUGUUCAAGUUGAAGCUGCCGUUGCACCAAAUCCAGAAAAGCUGAUGAUCGCCUCUGAAGAAGAAGCUGCCAUCUUGGAAGAUACUUUUGAUAUUGGCCUUGCUAAUGUGGAAGUCCAUGCCACUCUUUUGGAUGAAAUCAAGCUCGAUGAUGGUACCACCUUCCGUCGUAUGGCUAUCGAAGAACGUAUCACCGAGAUCAAUGGCGAACAAGUGGUUCAAACCAAUGCUGGUCAACAAAUUUUGGAUGUCUUUGAUAAUGGCAAGGUGGAGCGAUGGGCAGUGGAUCCUCUUACUGGUUUCUUGCUUCCUGGUCCUGCUAUGGUUGCUGAGGAGGAGAAUGCUGAUCAAACCCAGGAGAAACAACAACAUGACGACAUGUCAUCUGAACCCCACAACAUUGCACAACCACCCCCCAACAUGAUUCCAGAACACGCCGGUCAAAAGGGAUGUGCCUCAGCUCUUGUUGAUCCUAUGGUGACUUGGUGGAAUGAACAAAGCACAGCUGUUCGUGGCAUGAUCACUGGUGGUGUAUGUGCAUUUUUCCUCGCCAUUGCUAUGGUUAUCCGCCAAAUCAUGGUCUCAGCUCACGAUGAAUACGAGCCCAUUGCGUUGUCUGACAAGGAAGAUGAACAGGUCUGGUCAACCACCGAGAAAAAGGAUGAAGAAAAGCAACCCUUCCUUUCGUAA
Messenger RNA from Lichtheimia ornata, 963 nucleotides. RefSeq lists its product as uncharacterized. The record is from RefSeq and is a predicted model, not a curated record. The coding region runs from base 1 to 963 and encodes 320 amino acids. Lineage: Eukaryota; Fungi; Mucoromycota; Mucoromycetes; Mucorales; Lichtheimiaceae. The transcript has 4 exons.